CUUCGCUGGAAGUGACGGGUCUCUUAUCCUUGUUGUGUUGGCGUGUCGGUCGGGAAAGCUGGAGCAAAGAAAUUUCCCGGUGAGUGUGGCAUUUUCAUAAACAGAAGGAUUACAAUAAAUAAACAGACAAGAUAGAUCUUCUUAAUAGAAUUCCAUGGAGGAGCUUUCCAUGGAGGAGCUUGCUUCUUACAAAGGGCAUAUAGUAGCCUUCCCUUUGCCACUCCAAGGCCAUAUCAAUCCCAUGCUCAUUCUCUGCAAGGCCCUAGUGUCACUGGGCUUCUCCGUGACAUUCGUCAAUGCAGAGAGCAACCACAAGCGCCUCCUUGCUCACAUUUCUGCCGCUCCAAGCACAGGAAUCGACUUUGUUCCCAUUCCCGACCACCUUGACACGCCCAUCGCCACUGUCGACGUCCACAACAGCAACAAUCUGCUACUCGUCCGCAACGCAGUCCGCAAGAUGCGUGCUGACUUUGAAAGCGCGCUUAAGAACAUUGUCAGCAAUGUCAAGGUGGAGUUUAUUCUCUCGGAAAUGACUGUAGAUUGGACACAGGGAACUGCGGAUAAGUUCGGCAUCCCCAAGGUGACACUUUUCACUGAGAGUGCAGCUUCACUUUCGAUCCAAUAUCACAUUCCAGAGCUCCUUGCCAAGAAACACGCUCCUGUCCGACAAGGCUGUCCAGAUCUGCAGAGUAUCGACUACUUCUCGCUUAGUGCUCACGCCGAGAAGUUGGAUCCGGGAUUUGCACAAAGGGUCGAAAGGAAAAAAGUUUUGUUCAAGGCAAAGUGCGUUGUGGUCAACUUUUUUUACGCUCUCGAGCACGGAGUCUUCGCCGGUCUCCGAGCAAAAUUCCAUCAGACCGUGGUUCCAGUUGGUCCACUGCUGCCUCCCGCUUUCCUGGGAACCGAAAACGGGUCAAAUAAGCCUACCACCUUGCCAGGUAUGUGGCCUGCGGAUGACACUUGCAAGCAGUGGCUGGACCAUCAGCAAGAUGGCACAGUUUUAUACGUUUCUUUUGGGAGCAAUGCAACUCUCACAAUGGAUGACUUUGUUCGACUUGCAAGAGGGCUGGGGCUGUGCAAGCAGCUGUUUCUAUCAACUUUAGUCCCGGGUUCAUCCUUGGACGAGCUUUUGAAAGUGGUGAGGAGAAAUUCCGUAUACGAAGGACAGUCGUGCACUGUUUCUUGGGCACCACAGCUACAAGUCCUAUUGCAUCCAGCUGUUGGCUGGUUUGUCACGCACUGUGGAUGGAAUUCGACGCUGGAGAGCAUCUGUGCGGGUGUCCCCAUGUUGUGUUGGCCUCUGACGGCAGAGCAGAAUCUGAAUUGCAAGUUCAUUGCUGACGAGUGGAAGAUUGGUGUCAGAUUGCUGGACGACAGUCGCUGCAUUGAAGAGGUGAUAACGGGGGUUGUGGACAGCCAAGGACGCAGCCUGAUGAAAACGAAAGUUAAAAAGUUGAAAGAAGCGGCCAUCAAGGAAUCCAAACUGAUCUCUAAGACCAUUGAUGAUGCUCUCAGCUCUAAAUCACGUUCUUAAUAAGAACUUGGGCAGUUGAUAUCAAAGUGUUACGUAAACAGAAAUUCAAAAUCCAUAUUUGUGCGCUCACUGAAGAAGCCAAAGAUGCCAGCUCUUGAAAGGGGA
Molecule: messenger RNA, 1639 nt
Organism: Selaginella moellendorffii
Lineage: Eukaryota; Viridiplantae; Streptophyta; Lycopodiopsida; Selaginellales; Selaginellaceae
Product: UDP-glycosyltransferase 85A3
Exons: 2
Coding region: 155-1534 (459 amino acids)
Molecular function (GO): UDP-glycosyltransferase activity
Source: RefSeq, a predicted model, not a curated record